Molecule: messenger RNA, 4077 nt
Organism: Petromyzon marinus (sea lamprey)
Lineage: Eukaryota; Metazoa; Chordata; Hyperoartia; Petromyzontiformes; Petromyzontidae
Product: guanine nucleotide-binding protein G(q) subunit alpha-like
Biological process (GO): phospholipase C-activating dopamine receptor signaling pathway; adenylate cyclase-modulating G protein-coupled receptor signaling pathway
Cellular component (GO): cytoplasm; heterotrimeric G-protein complex
Molecular function (GO): GTPase activity; G-protein beta/gamma-subunit complex binding; guanyl nucleotide binding
Source: RefSeq, a predicted model, not a curated record
UCCUGGCGUGGCUGGGCCAGGGUGUCCAACCAACCCCCAAGCCCCUCUGCUGUGACCCCCCCCCCCGCCCGCAUUCGGGGAACCGGGCGCUUCCUCCUCUGCGUGGCUGCUGCUCAGGCAGCACAGCCACACGCCGCAUCCACACCCACGGUCACCACGCGUCACCACCGCUGCUGCUUCUCCGCGAGUAUUGGUUACAACUGCUGUUGCUUUUGUACUCACUGCUCCUACUAAUACUACUGCUGUUGUUACUGAUCCUACUGCUGCUACUCCUUCUGCUACUACGACCCAAUACUUCUGCUACUACUGUUAUUUUCACUGCUGCGACUGCUGUCACUGCUCCGACUGUUUGCUACUGCUGCCAACACUACGCCCAGUGCGUGCUGUGUUGUUGUUGGUGGUGGUGGUGAUGAUGAUGGCCGUGGCUCUGUAGGUGGCGGGGGAGCCUCCCACUCCCCACGUCCUCUGAAAUCCACCCGAGGGAAACUCCACCAACUCCACCUCCACCAACUCCACCAUCACCACCACCAAUAACGACGACUUCAACAGUUGUGGGCAGAUUGAGUAAAGACUCAAGACUCGCAAGUAGCCGGUUCAUUUAGCCUCGUGCGCCGAGCUGUAGGGAUUGUUUACAAGUAGCUGUUUUGAUUUGUAGAGACCGGCUAGCGUUUUUUGUUAUUAUUUUUGUGGGGGUUUUGUUGUUAUUUUUGGUCGUAUUAAAUGGCGUGCUGCCAAAGUCCACAGCAGAAGGAACAGAAGAUAAUUAAUGACCUCAUCGAAGAUCAGAUUCGCAAGUCCAAGAGGACUCGGGAGCUGAAGCUGCUGCUACUGGGCACGGGCGAGAGCGGCAAGAGCACCUUCAUCAAGCAGAUGCGCAUCAUUCACGGCUUGGGCUACACCGAGGAGGACCGGCGAAGCUUCGCCAAGCAGGUCCACCAGAACGUGCUGGCCAGCAUGCAGAGCCUGGCGCAUGCCAUGCACACCCUGGGCAUUCCGUACGAGAAGGAGAGCAACCGGGUACACGCACGCUUUGUCCAGGAGUUGGACUCCAUGAAGGUGAACAGCCUGAAUGACCAGUGUGCUCGCGCCAUCGCCAGCCUGUGGGCCGACGCCGGCAUUAAGAACUGCUACGAGCGCCGCCGGGAGUUCCAGAUCAGCGACUCCACCAAAUACUACCUGAACGACCUGAGCCGGCUGGUAUCCCCCAGCUACGUGCCCACUCAGCAGGACGUGCUGCGAGUCCGCGUGCCCACCACCGGCAUCAUCGAGUACCCCUUGACGCUCAACAAGAUGGUCCUUAGGAUGGUGGACGUGGGGGGGCAGCGGUCCGAGCGGAGGAAGUGGAUCCACUGCUUCGAGAACGUGGAGUCCGUCAUGUUCCUGGCGGCGCUCAGCGAGUACGACCAGGUGCUCAUGGAGGAAGGUCACGUGAACCGCAUGCUGGAGAGCCUGGCGCUGUUCAGCACCAUCCUGGAGUGCCGGUGGUUCGAGACAUCCUGCAUCAUCCUAUUCCUGAACAAAAAGGACAUCCUGGAGGAGAAGGUGCAGCAGUCGAACCUCGCCGAUUACUUCCCGGCCUACAGAGGCAAACCAAAGGACGCAAAGGCCGCCCAGCAGUUCAUCCAAGAGCUGUACCUCCAGGCCAACAAGAACAAGAGCAAGAUCGUGUUCUCGCACUUCACGUGCGCCACCGACACCGACAACAUCCGCAUCGUGUUCACCGACGUGCGCCACACGGUGCUCAGCGAGAACCUCAAGGUCCACAACCUCAUCUAAGAAGCCUCAUCCCUCCGUCCCCCUCGCACACCGAGCGGCAGCUUCCGUCCGCUUGCAAGCGACGAGCGAUGCCGCCACCAGCAGCGCCACCACCAUUAACAUCACCACAGGCUCUGCUGCAACUACAAUAACCACCAACGACGCGACGCCACCACCACCGACGUCAUCCCCAAAUCACCACGCUGCAUCAACAGACACACCAGGGUGUCAGGACUGCCAGUAAACCUUUCCCAUCGUCGCCAGCGCGAGCCAUGUCCUGCGGAAGCAGAGGGCCACCCUAGAUGGAAGAGACGCUGACGUGCAGCGUCUGUUUAGGAUUCCGUGACCUGUCGCACAGCAGCGCAACUAAACUGAGUUCGCGGCUGCGAAUGAAUCCUCUCUAUAGGAUGAGCUGUCCUUUAAUCAGUGAUGAGCCGGGAACCCGCAAAGGAGACAGAAGACCUCGAAGAACCCCGGAUCUCCGUUUAAAUACUGGGUACAUUUUAGUUGUCAUGUGAACACAGCGCACAGCGCACUUUUAUGUCGAUCGGAACCCAAGCAAGCCACCGUGGCCCACGUAGUCGUGAGACCUUACUUCGCCAUCACGUGUCCUGACCUCUCCGGCGCAAACUUGGGGGCUGAGAUGAUGGCAUGAUCUAUAAAUUACAUGUAAUUUAAAUAUGUAACUUCAUUAAUCGUAUAAUUUGGUAUCUAAAUUAUACCUCAUUGAAAUUGGCAACUUUAAUCAAAAUUACACGUGAUGCAGUUUAAUCGGUUGUCUAUAUCUAUAAUGAUACUCUACAUUUUAAACAAUGUACGGACACUAUAUUAGUCAAUAGUAGGACAGCCGUUGUAGAUCUUGCAAUAAACCAGCUGCAGUUCAUAAAGAACUGAAUCGUAGUCUUCUUGUAUUAGGUGACCAUCACAAUAAAUGUGAGGACAUAUAACUGCCAACAGCAGUGAUGAUGACGAUGCAGUCAUAGACAUAUGUGGACCAGCUUCAUCAUCAUUAGGACUUAUAAGCACGGUAUAGUUACCAAUGCUGACUGCUGCAGAAUCUGCCUCUGCAAACCGUAUAUUUGGAGUCCCCACUUCCAUUACAUUACUGCAGUGGUCUGAACAUUGAGGGACUCUCCCGGACAAAGUGCGAGUAUCUCGCAAACAUAAUGAAAAGCCAUAACAUCGAUGUUCUAACACUCCAAAAAACCCACGUCUUGGAUACCCUACAUGCCAGUCACUUCAACAGCCAUGGAUACAACCUCACGACAAGCCACGGCCACCCAAAAUGUGACUUGGCCAUAUACGUGAAGAACGCCAUCACACACAUAUACGCAUUCCCACUUAACUAAACUAUUUUAUUUUAUUUUACCAGGUAUGGUCCACUUAGCUAUAUAGCUCUUUUUCAGAAACGACCUGGCCACAAAUGAUAGCUCAGUGACGUGGCUAAUCAUGUGUAAAUGUAUAGCAGCCAAAUACUCUAAACGCAUGGAACUGAAAAAGAAGCCAACAGCAUCGAGAUGGGGAGCUGCACGUCACCAACCUUUACAAAGCCUCUAAUUCAAAAUGUCUAAAGCCAGCACUCCCAAGUGCACCGAUCCCAGUCCUAUACGUUGGUGACUUUAACAGCCACCAUGCUACGUGGAGCUAUGCAUUAAAUCAGACCGACGGCGAAGACCUCACUGACUGGAUGUCUGCCGAAGAUUUGCACCUGAUUUUCGAUCCCAAGUAGCAAGCAACAUAGGCCCAUCAUCACCCACAUCGGCAUCGAAAUCCCCAUGAUUCUGUCAAAACGAUUACCAAAGUGGAACCUGGUUAAAGCUCACUAAGGAGGCUUUAGAAAGAGUGGUGAGUCAAAUUGCUGUGCCACCGGAAUACUAUCACCAUUUUGUUGGCCUUCUGACUGCAGUUGCCAAGAAGAGCAUCCCCUGAGGCUUCCGGAAAGAUUCUACUCCCUGCUGGACAAAAGAGACCCAGGACCUGCUCCGACAGUACAACCAGUCGGGCAUCCUACAGGUUGCAAAGGCCCUGCUAGAGUCUUUACACACUUCGGCCGCCAUGCCUGGGCCCCACUACGACGCCUGGGUGCUGCUAAUUCAAUAGAAUACUGAACUGCAAGAGUCCUACCCAACUCUAUAGCCUCCAUACUAGUGGAGAACACAAAAGCACAGCUCGACAAAAACAGCAAGUGAGAGAUCCAUCACUAAUUACGCCAGGUAACGGCCUCAAUUUCUUCUCAAUUAAGAAAGGCAAGGCUGCCGGCAGAGAUGGUGUCCCCCAUGAAUUCCUCCAUCACUUAGGCUCAAGGGGACUCCACCAAAACCA